AGAGAUCAAUGAGAUAGUGCAGAUAUACACAGAUCUAGAGACUCCAGGAGACGAUGCGACACUCAGCCUGAAAAGAUUUGGAAGAUACAAAAUGAAAACUGAUUAUUGAAUGAAAUUAAAACCUAAGAUUGUCCUUCGAGGAAAGAGCAUCAAAAGGGCCCCAGGAGAAGAAACCGAGAAGGAAGAAGAGGAGGAAGACAGGGAGGAGGAAGAUGAAAAUGGCUUGCCCAGAAGGAGGGGUCUUAGGAAAAAAAAGACGACCAAACUCCGACUGGAGAGGGUCAAGUUCAGGAGACAGGAAGCUAACGCACGCGAGAGAAACAGGAUGCACGGCCUCAACGACGCUCUGGACAAUUUAAGAAAAGUGGUCCCCUGCUAUUCCAAAACCCAAAAACUGUCCAAAAUAGAAACUUUACGACUGGCCAAAAACUACAUCUGGGCACUUUCUGAAAUUCUGAGAAUCGGCAAGAGACCUGAUCUGCUCACGUUCGUCCAAAACUUAUGCAAAGGUCUUUCCCAGCCAACUACAAACUUGGUGGCAGGCUGCUUGCAGCUCAAUGCCAGGAGUUUCCUGAUGGGUCAAGGUGGGGAGGCUGCGCACCACACAAGGUCACCCUACUCUACUUUCUACCCGCCCUACCACAGCCCUGAGCUCACCACUCCCCCAGGGCAUGGAACUCUUGAUAAUUCCAAGUCCAUGAAACCCUACAAUUAUUGCAGUGCAUAUGAAUCCUUCUAUGAAAGCACUUCCCCUGAGUGUGCCAGCCCUCAGUUUGAAGGUCCCUUAAGUCCUCCCCCAAUUAACUAUAAUGGGAUAUUUUCCCUGAAGCAAGAAGAAACCUUGGACUAUGGCAAAAAUUACAAUUACGGCAUGCAUUACUGUGCAGUGCCACCCAGGGGUCCCCUUGGGCAGGGUGCCAUGUUCAGGUUGCCCACCGACAGCCACUUCCCUUACGACUUACAUCUGCGCAGUCAAUCUCUCACCAUGCAAGAUGAAUUAAAUGCAGUUUUUCAUAAUUAAUGAGGAAAAUGAAAAUAAACAGUGGUCAUUCACCUCCCCCGUCUAAUUAAGACAAAGCAGAUGCUUGUGGGCUGAGUAACUGGCACAACUCUAUCUGAGGUGUUUACUAGUUCCUGAAGUGUGUUUCAACUAUUGUGAGAAUUUUCUAUGUAAUAAUAAACCUCUUUUCGUAUAAGGACUUCUUUUCCUUUCCUUUUGUCUGUAAAGCACUGUGAAUCUGUUUCUACUGGAAGGAUUUUUUUUCCCUUGUUUUAUUUUCUUUUAAAUUCACUUUGAAUUAAAUUUGUUUGAACAAGGUGUCUAAGAAUAUACUGUUGAAUAAAGACAUGCACACAGCAUAACUCAAUGUCUAUUUCAGUUGUACAGUAAUUAUAAAAAAUGCAUGUUAUUAAAAUCAGAUGAAUAAAAUGAUGUGUUUAUAAUUACUAGCAAUUAUAUAUUAUGUAUCUCUGAAAAUUGAAAAUUGAAAAUAUUGAGAAUAACACGAAGGUGACAUUGAUAUUAGAAGAUGCAUUUGAAGAUGUGCAACAAUAUAAAAAGCUAUGCAAUUUUCUUUUUAUUAAGGAUGAAUCUAAAUGCAUUCAAUUGGUAACUAUUCCUCUUCAAGUAUUGCAGAUGGGGCAACAUGAUAUUUGGGUGGACGGUGUCAUGAUUUUGAAACAAUUAUUUCAAUCGUAAAGAAAAAUUUUUCGGCACUUGUUUUGUAUUGUUCAGAAAUUAUCUGUACAGGUUUGUUAUCACAAUGUAUAAUUGUGUUUUUCCACCCCACAUUUUUAAAGCAAUUAAACAUAGAUAUUUACACUCCUAAA
Molecule: messenger RNA, 1830 nt
Organism: Neomonachus schauinslandi (Hawaiian monk seal)
Lineage: Eukaryota; Metazoa; Chordata; Mammalia; Carnivora; Phocidae
Gene: NEUROD6
Product: neuronal differentiation 6
Exons: 2
Coding region: 110-1021 (303 amino acids)
Biological process (GO): nervous system development; regulation of DNA-templated transcription
Molecular function (GO): protein dimerization activity
Source: RefSeq, a predicted model, not a curated record